Mus musculus (house mouse) is the source of this 6645-nucleotide messenger RNA. RefSeq names its product exosomal polycystin 1 interacting protein (gene Epcip). Bases 412 to 1104 code for a protein of 230 amino acids. Gene Ontology annotation, biological process: mitocytosis. The transcript has 5 exons. The record is from RefSeq and is a predicted model, not a curated record. NCBI's taxonomy places the organism in Eukaryota, Metazoa, Chordata, Mammalia, Rodentia, Muridae. Gene Ontology annotation, cellular component: extracellular exosome; migrasome; vesicle. Gene Ontology annotation, molecular function: identical protein binding.
AAGCCAGGGUGAAGGCGCAGUGGCCAGGGAAGAGCUCCAAGGUCUGCAGAUUGGACAGGCAAGGCCCUGCCGUGGGGCCGCAAAAUGUCGCUCCAGGGGAAAACUUGAAAGUUUCUCUCAUCGUCAGCUUCUCCGUGUUCAGAAGAAGGACAGCCCUCUCACCAGAAUGAAUCAGAAUCCUACAAGAAUUGCAUCGAUAUCUGAGAGCAGUACCAGUGGUGACCUCAUGAUCUCCUCGUCAGUUCUGCCUGUGAAGGGUCCCACCAUCUCUAACAUCACCACACUGGAGCCUCAGCUUCUGAGACAGGAACUCUUACAGAUGAGCCACAGACUAGAGCACGUUUAUGCGCACCACGGGAGCACAUGCUAUCAGUGCUGGCGGAGAGUUUGGGGGUAAGGAGGUGACCUACAAUGGACUGGCUCAUGAGGGAGAAACAGGAACACACCAGUCCAUGCUGGACAAGAAUGACAUCACCUUCCAGCUUCUGCCUCCUUCUGCUCCAAGCGCUAGGCAUCGUUGCCCUUGGCCACUUCACAAAAGCUCAGAACAACACACUGAUUUUCACAAAAGGAAAUACCAUUCGCAACUGCAGCUGCCCAGUAGACAUCAGGGACUGUGACUACAGUUUGGCUAACUUGAUAUGCAGCUGUAAGUCUAUCCUGCCUUCUGCCAUGGAGCAAACCAGCUAUCAUGGCCAUCUGACCAUCUGGUUCACAGAUAUAUCCACAUUGGGCCACGUGCUGAAGUUCACUCUGGUCCAAGACUUGAAGCUUUCCCUAUGUGGUUCCAGCACCUUCCCCACCAAGUACCUGGCUAUCUGUGGGCUGCAGAGGCUUCGCAUCCAUACUAAGGCCAGGCAUCCCUCCCGGGGGCAGAGUUUGCUCAUCCACAGCAGAAGGGAAGGCAGUUCCUUGUACAAAGGCUGGCAAACAUGUAUGUUCAUCUCAUUCUUAGAUGUGGCUCUUUUCAACGGGGACUCAUCUUUAAAGUCAUACAGUAUUGACAACAUUUCUAGCCUCGCCAGUGACUUUCCUGACUUUUCUUACUUUAAAACGUCCCCAAUGCCAAGCAACAGAAGCUAUGUUGUCACAGUUAUUUACUAGCAUCCUGUGUCCCUCCACCAGGAACUCUAAAAAAGAAAAGAAAAAAAAAAGCAUUUGAACAGGAAUCUGGGAAUAAGGUCGUAAGACAGUUGUCCCUGUUCCUUCUCUUCGCCUCCGUUUACAACAAAGCCACACCUAAGAGCAGCCAGCUCUCGGUUCCACUUUCAAUGCCAAGAGCAAUUUGACUCCUGAACUUUGUCCCAAGGGCCAGCUAGAAGCCAGGUCUCUGCAACUGGUAGCCUGUGGAGAGCUGUCAGGUGAGAAGGGGACAGAGUAGUGCACACCAGGGUCUACUUCAUGGAGCUCAGUAUAGUCAUAGCCCCAAGGAAGGGACCUUCUUUCAGAAUGCAGUUAACUCUUCCUUACCUGUGUGGGUGCAUUCCAAGAGCCUGCGGACACCUGAAUGAGUGAACAGUACUAACCCUAUGCAUACUGUAUUUUCCGAUAGAGACUUUUGACAAAAUCUAACUUAUAAAUUAAGAUCACUGGGGGGUUAAGGAAAAACUUUAACAUACUGUAAGAAAGUCGUGCAAACACGCUCGCUCACACCAUUACACUGUGCUCGCGCUUCCCGUGACGACCGCUCUCUUUGGCUUAGAAACAUUUCCAGCUCUGCUACUUUGUACAUGAUGGCUAUUACGGAAUAAAACACAGGGUUGCUUUGUUUGUUUUGGUCAGUCUGACAACAGAGAGCAGUCACUGAGGGGCUGCUGGGUGGCAGUGUAUUUAGGGUUUCUAGGACAGGCAAGCAGGCGACUCUGUCCCAGGUAGAUCAGGCAGGAGCCCACUCUUUACCCUCCCCAGAACAGCUUGAAGUUUAAAACUUCUGAUUUAUAGAUGAAACUGUAUUUCAGGGACCACAGUGACCCUCUUCUUUCUUUUCCUUUUCAUUUUGUGACAUGGUCUGGAAUUCCCAUUCAAAAAUGACACAUUUCUUAAGUUUGGGGACCUAAAUUCCUCUAGACGGAUAUUUUCCAGAUAGUUAUGAAGAACAAAUGCAUUGAGAGACUGGAGUUUAAAAGUGUGUUUAUGGACUUGGGAAGGUUGUGUGGGACCUUAACUCUCCCGGAAGGUGUCAGGGUUCCAAGAGAGGGGUGCACGAAUGAAGACAUUUGCCCAGACUGUUAGCCUCAAAUUUACACACACAGCAUUGUUGUGUGGGGAAGUCCUUUUCUGGUCUCUCUUCACUUUCACAGAGCAGUCACAGAGCAGACCACAAGGCUCUUUGGCUCUUCCCUUUCCUCUCCUCUGCAUCUGUUUAAGCAUCUUUGUUCCCUCUAUCCCUGAUCUUAUCACUUGCCCUCCCAUCAUCCCUUUCCCUCUUGCUCCUGAAUUCAGAACUUAGAUUACUGUCAGUACAAUUGUUAAGCACCCGAGGGCUAGCUGGGGGGAAUCUAACAAUCACGUCAAACUUGGUGCUCAAACUACAAAGAAUUAAUUUUAAAAUGAAAAUCUGGCCCUUAUUCCAUCUGGGAUUUUAAAAUGAGAAAGUUACUUCAUGGAGGUAGUUAACACAAAAUUGUAUUAUACGUACUGAUAAGAGGAACCACAGCAAUUACUAAAUUGUUCACCAUUACAUAAAGAAAAGUUCCCCUGUAAUAAAGACCAGAUUUACCAUUCCCAUGCAUUCUUUUUAAAGCCCGUGUGAGGAGGAGGGAGAGGGAGGAGGAGGGAGAGAUGGCUCAGAGCUGGAAAGCAGGGUGCUGCUCCUUCCGAGCCCUGAGUUCCUCACCCAGCGCCCUCACUGGCUCCCUCACAGCCAUCUGUAGCUCCAGUGCAGAUCCAAGCCUCCUGGAGGCUCUCUUCUGGCCUUCACAGGGACUUGUACGUACGUGGCAUACACACCAUAAACGAAUAUGAAUAAAACCCAAAGCUAAAUGUAAACCCAAGCCUGCUGUGACACAAAUGUCUAAGCUUAGACAAAGUUGAAACGUUGCUGAUUCAAGAUACCACGAUGGAAAAUAAUAAUUUUAUUGUAAAAGCACAGGUUAGUCACGUCAUAUUUUUAUCUUGACCUUAACAUUACUGCAUUAGCAUAACUGGCAGGGGAUUUGGUCAUUCUGGCUAAUUAACUCGGGUCUACAGUGCCAGCAUUUAAAUUAGGCCAAAACGAAGUCCAAACUGUGAAUUUUAAUAGAAAAUGUAAUGGCCUCAUUACUGAUAUAGUUCAGAGGUUAAAGUGAGAAAAAGACAAGGAGUUGGGGGGAAAGAGAAAGCAAGAAAGAUGUAAAUCAAAAGAUAAACUGCAUGUAUUAAUCAUCAUUCUGCAUAUAUCACAAACUGGAUUUUGAUGGAAACUGAUUCAUGUUUUUAAAGAGUGGGGUUAGAAAUUCUCUGUGCCUGUAAGUAACUUCCACCCAGUAACUAGCUGGUACUGGUUCAAGAGCUAUGCACAUCUGGUUUAUGUGAUUCUAGGAUAAAUUGUAGAGGGCUGUCUGGCCUGGGGCCAGCAGUGUGUCACCUGGGGCCAGCUGGUAAAAGUAGGCAUCAUUUCAAAGAGGAGGAGGAAGACAUAGAUCUUUGUCACACCCAUAAGGUGGCAUAUAAAGAUUGUGAAGCACACAAUUUAUGAAUAACAAUUAUAAACAUUAUCCUUUACUAAGUUCUGUACAAUUCUCAAAUAAUGUUUCGUUAGAUUUUUGCCAAGUUCUUGUAUCUAAAGGUUGGAAUGCUGAGAAAAUAAGGCUCUCAUAUAAACAGUCUGAUGCUCUCAUUAUGUUAGGGAUACAUGUAGCGUUAAGAUGCAAAUAUACUUAGAAAUGUCACUUGUUGGUCAAUGAUAUAAAUACUUUUUACAGAAUUAAGUAAUAUUUUCAAAUACUAUAGGAAUUUCCUUAAUUUGGGAUACUAUUUGCAAUGUAAAGGUUAUAGAUAUGACACAUUUUAUAAGUUAAUAUGUGUUUCUCUAUCAUAUCCAACAAAAUAAAAAAUAUGACUGCUAUAUACAGCUCUUUAUAGUUUUAGUGAUGCCAAUACUGUGACUAUGAUUAGUUUCAAACUAUUAAGAGAACAGAGCUGAGAAAAGACACAGUAUACUGAGAGUACAGCUCAACAGGAAAGAGCUUACCCACCCAGCAUACACGUGUGCCUGAUUAAAAUCCCAGCCCAGCAUACAUAUACGUAGCACACUCCCUUCUAGAUGCAAGAGUCGCACAGGACUUCAAGAGCAUGAGUAAACGUGUAAGAGAGUAAGACAACUGCAAAACCAUGAACUCUGCUGUGAGAGUGACCUCGGUCCUCUCCCAGGACAAUCACAACAAGGGAACAGGCAAGAAGAGGGCAGACAUAGAAUGCUGGGUUCACUGGAGGUGAGGCAGGUGGGCUGGACACGUGGGAUGCUGUACUAUCUACCAGGGACAGGACUUGGUAACUCCCAGGAGCUUGGGUUAGGGUCUGAGCACAGCGGUCAGGCAGGUGGCUGAGGGAGUGUGGUGAGGAGUGGUUUAGGCAACCGAGGAUGCGAGGAGGUCCGACUGGAGUAGUGAUGGGGCUGAGGGUAAAUGAGAGAAUGCGAAGGAUGGCACUAGAAAAUGCACCCACACCGCAGCUACAGUUAUAGAUAAGCCGUGUUGUUCCGAAUCUCCUCAGUGUUCAAAGUGCAGGCAAUGUCUUCUGUGAGAAAAGGAUACUUAGAAGUCCACUUACAGAGGUGAUAAAUACAAAGCUCCGCCUUAUUCUUCUCUCUGUAAUCAUGCUGAAAUAUUGCUGCAUAGCUUUGCUGGCUCCUGGUAAAACUCAAAAUAUACAUACACAAAAGAAACAUUAAUUCUUUUGUGUUUUAUAUCUAUAGGGGAUGUUUAUGACCUCAUUGUCUUAAAAAGUUCUGAGCUUUAAAAUUCUCCCCUGGGGGGAAAUCAUGUACAGAUGACAGUAAUAGAACACAGACCAUAGUGUGGUGCUUUUAAGAAAGGACACAAUGGUAAUUUGGCUUUUGCACUGGUCAUAUAUGUAUUUAAAGUAUAAACUGUGAGUUAGAUUAUAUCCCAUAUAUUUAGGUCAUACUUCAUGUAAUCUCAGUGCCAAGGAACUCUGGCUUUGAGCACACUCUGUGUAGCGGGCAGAGGGCAGAGACUGAGCUGGACAAAGCGCCCGCAGCAGCUCCUUUCCUACAGCUGCUGCAGGCGACGUUUACUGUAGGAGCUGACAUUCCGGAGCUAUUGUUAAUUGUCUUGCAGGAUGAUGUCCUGUCUUCAUUCUGAAAAUCCUUACACAUUUUAUAACAAUAAAGACACUUACUGCCCAUUGGUACAUGUGCUAAUUUAAAAAUAAUGAUAAAAAAAAACCCUCUAGAUCUUUAGUCUGGGUCAGGUCACUAUUAAUGGCUCCAUGAGGAAAGUAUUAUUUCACUGAAUUAGAAUCAGGAGCUAAAUUUUGGUAGAGGUUGAAACAAGUAAUUUCAAUUUGAGAGGGAGUGGUAUUAGAACCCCAUGCACACUAAUCACACACCUUGCUUUUGGGCCCCAUAGUAGAUAGACCUAGGAGUUUCUAAAUUUCCUUAGUUAGGACAUUAGCACAUUCCUCCAGUCAUGUGCUAUGGAUGGAGGUACUCCUCUCUACUCAUACGCUAAUUGCAGUAACUGCAUAUCUCAGAGCAUUUUCACCCGAGAAAAAGGUGUAUCUGAAACAUUAUUCAGCUAGUAAACUUUUAGAAGAUUGAUUUAAUUGAAGAGAUUAAAAAAAUUAAUAUAAGAAUAUAAAGACUAACUUAUUCUAGACUGUGGUGGUUGUGAGGUUGGUGUGUUUAUUGCUGUCUGGGUUCAGGCUCUCACUACUCAGUCCUGACUGGCCUAGAACUUAUGAUGUAGACCAGACUGGUCUGGAACUCAAGAGAUCCACCUGCAUCAGCUUGGCUUCUAAGUUUUUUAAAAUUUGAUACAUUCUAAGUAAGUUCACACAACAAAAUAAAAUGUCAACAACAACAACAUUAAAGGGGAAAUGAUAAGGGCUCCAGGGCACCUACAAACAUCCAUCCAACUCCAGGGAGUCCUGAGAAGAGGGCCUGUCGGUCUCUCCUGAGCUCCUGCACCCAACCUGUUCCUCCUCGCAUGCUACACUGGCUAGUUUUCCUGGUUUAUACGUUUCCAUGGUGCAUUAGUCAGGGUUCUAGAGCCACAGAACUUAUGGAAUGGAUCUCUGUAUCUAUGUAAAGGGGAGUUAUUAGAAUGGCUUACAGGCCGCAGUCCAGCUGAUCCAACAAUGACUAGCUGUGAGGGAAAGAAUCUAGCAGUUGCUCAGUCCCAUAAGGCUGCAUAUCUCAGCUGGUCUUCUGCAUAAGCUGGACUCCUGAAGAAGAAGAAGCCUCUAAUGCCAGUGGAGGGAAGAUGCGCUAAUAAGCAGGGGGCAAAGAGCAGGCAAAGAGCAAAGCUGCUUCUUCCAUGUGCUUGUAGAGACUUCCAGCAGAAGGCCUGUCUUCCUGCUGCAAGAUCUGGAUCACAGGCACUGAGUGGGAGGGAGGCUGCCACACGUAACGGCUCCGUAUAAGCGCGGAAGACGCAUUGCAGCAACACGCUCCGAGACGACAGACUACACUCGCUCCUCUCA